Messenger RNA from Arachis duranensis, 915 nucleotides. RefSeq lists its product as uncharacterized. Lineage: Eukaryota; Viridiplantae; Streptophyta; Magnoliopsida; Fabales; Fabaceae. The coding region runs from base 1 to 915 and encodes 304 amino acids. The transcript has 2 exons. The record is from RefSeq and is a predicted model, not a curated record.
AUGAUAAAUAAGUAUUGUUACGAAGCUUUAGACAAAUGCCUCACAGACAUCUUGAGGUGCUCAACUUCGUAUAACGCUCAUUUUCCAUUUGGAGAAUGGCUACUCAAAAUUGGUGAUGAUUUGGCUGGUGAUACAACAGAUGGUGAAUUGAUCGUUCAUAUACCAUCUGACAUUUUGGUUAAGAACUCUGAGACAGCUUUGGAUGACCUCAUUGAUUUUGUGUAUCCAGAUGUUAUCAAUUUAUCCGUUGAAAAUUAUUUCAAGGAUAGAGCAAUUCUUGCACAAACUCUGGAUUGUGUCACUGAUGUCAACAAUAAGAUGACUGCAGAGUUACCAAGACAUGAAAGAGAUUACUUAAGUUCUGACUUUGUGUGUGCUGAGGAGGAAAAUAUGGAAUUUGAGUUAGAUGCUUUCUCACCGGAGAUUCUAAAUGGAAUAAAUUAUUCAGGUUUACCACCACACAAGUUGAUUGUGAAGGUUGGCGCUCCUGUUAUGUUGCUGUGGAAUAUAGACCAAACUAAUAGUUUGUGCAAUAGAACGAGAAUGCAAGUUAGAAGAAUGGGAAAUCAUGUGAUAGAAUGCAAGACUUUAAUCGGUAACAAAGCUGAAAGUAUUGUUCUUAUCCCAAGACUGAAUCUAAUUCCAAAUAAUGAAACAUUGCCGGUCAGGUUUCAAAGAAGACAAUUCUCAAUUAUUAUGUCAUUCGCAAUGACAAUAAAUAAGUCUCAGGGAGAAAAUCUAUCGAAAGUUGGAAUAUACCUUCCAAGGCCAUUUUUCACCCAUGGUCAAUUAUAUGUUGCGUUAUCAAGGGUAACGAGUAAAGAUGGUCUGCGAGUGCUAUUGCAAGAUUACGAGCACUUGGAAGAUAACUGCACGAUGAAUGUGGUAUAUAGAGAAGUUUUUGAGAACCUAUAA